This is a messenger RNA of Strongylus vulgaris, 300 nucleotides long. Lineage: Eukaryota; Metazoa; Nematoda; Chromadorea; Rhabditida; Strongylidae. The record is from the annotation of a GenBank genome assembly.
AUGAGAUCGAUGUUUCGUCUUCGCGAUCCAGCGGAAUACGUCUUCAAAGCUAAACAUCGAUGGGUUGGUCCGAUAAUGGGAAGAACAGACGAUAGAUUGACACUAGAAACUCUAAAAUCGAUUUCUCGCGAAGCAAAACGUCCUCGAGAGAGGCCACCGACCAGAUGGGCUGACGUGUUCUUUGCACGGAUGGACCAUUUGAAUUUCCAGCUGGUAACGAGAGCUAGCGAGAGGCAGAAAGAGAUGGAAGCAAUACUGGGGCCAGCACGACGAGUAAAGACAGGCUAUCUAAGUGAGUAG